UUUUUUGUAUGCAUAAAAAGAAUUUAUGCGUAUGGAAAUCCACUCAACUCAAUUUACUAAAAAACAAGUAAAAGUAACAAAUCGAAAUAAAAUAAUAGAUUCAUCUCGUAUAUCAAAACAUUUCGGAAUAAAGGAUUUCUCUUUUUAUUUUCAAUAUGAAUUGAUAGGUUAGAUACAAAUAGAUCAUAUCUUGGAAAUUCUCUCUCCUUUCUUUUGUCAAUCGACUUUUCUUUUUUUUUAUCUUUUCUUUUGUUUUUCUUAAUGAUCAAAGGCAAAAGAUUGCUUGGAUCUCUUAUAAGGAUAACUUUUCUGUCUUGUUUUGCCACUCAUUUUUGAUCAUUACAUUAGGUUUUGAAUUUCUGAUCGGUAGAUCACAAUAUUCUUAAUAAAUCUCUCUCCAUUUUUCCUGGACUAGAACUGUGGGGUAGCCGGCCAUUUUUUUUUUCGAAAGAUUUUCUUUUUUGAUAGAAAAGACAAAGGGAGUUCUUUUGGCUUAAAAUCCGAAUAAUAUUCAUUACUUGCUUGAAAUAAUAUUCAUUACUUGCUAUUCAUUACUUGCUUAAAUUGGUUCUUUCAAGCAUUUAUCGAAAAGGGCUUCGAAUUUGAUCAAUUCAAUUGAGGUAUCUGGAAACAAGAUUUUUUCUUAUUUCUUCAUUUGAAACGGGCUCUUAUUCUAUUUCUGUAUUCUUUCGAAAUUCAAGGACUAACUACUGAAUCACAAAUAAAAAACAGGGAAUAGAUUCAUAGGUCCGAUGCCCUGUAAUAGAACUUAGGGUUAAUAGAAAUAGUAGAUCACAUAGAUUCAACAAAUGAGGUGGAUUCAUUAACAAUUCAAAGAUGAAAAAAUGGUAAAAAAGAAAGCAUUUCUUCCUCUUCUAUAUCUUACAUCUAUAGUAUUUUUGCCCUGGUGGAUCUCUCUCUCAUUUAAUAAAAGUCUUGAAUUUUGGAUUACUAAUUGGUGGAAUACUAGGCAAUCCGAAACUUUUUUGACUGAUAUUCAAGAAAAGAGUAUUCUAGAAAAAUUCAUCGAAUUGGAAGAACUCUUACUCUUGGACGAAAUGAUAAAAGAAUACCCGGAAACACAUCUACAAACACUUCGUAUAGGAAUCCACAAAGAAACGAUCCAAUUGAUCAAGAUGCACAAUGAGGAUCAUAUCCAUAUGAUUUUGCACUUAUCGACAAAUAUAACCUCUUUCAUUAUUUUAAGUGGUUAUUCUAUUCUGGGUAAUGAAGAACUUGCUAUUCUUAACUCUUGGGUUCAAGAAUUCCUAUAUAACUUAAGUGACACAAUAAAAGCUUUUUCUAUUCUUUUAUUAACUGAUUUAUGUAUCGGAUUCCAUUCGCCCCAUGGUUGGGAACUAAUGAUUGGCUAUGUCUACAAAGAUUUUGGAUUUGCUCACAACGAUCAAAUUAUAUCGGGUCUUGUUUCUACUUUUCCAGUCAUUCUGGAUACAAUUUUAAAAUAUUGGAUCUUCCGUUAUUUAAAUCGUAUAUCUCCAUCACUUGUAGUGAUUUAUCAUUCAAUGAAUGACUGAUCUAACUAGAAUAUUUGUUACUUUGUAACAUAAGGUACAUAAGCAAAGCAUUUCCAUUUUAAGACGUACUUACUCUUUCUACCCUACAGGGAUUUCUCCUACUCCUUAUAUUCCAGUAAAAUGAUUUCAAUAAAGUAAAUAGCAGAAUUGUGGAUAGGGAACUAUACAAGCGACCUACCUAAUUUUAUUGUAGAAAUUUUCGGGAUCAAUGAUUGGACCAUGCAAACUAAAAACACCUUUUCUUGGAUAAAGAAAGAGAUUAUUCGAUCUAUUUCCGUAUCGCUGAUGAUAUAUAUCAUAGCUCGGACAUCCAUUUCAAAUGCAUAUCCCAUUUUUGCACAGCAGGGUUAUGAAAAUCCACGAGAAGCGACCGGACGUAUUGUAUGUGCCAAUUGCCAUUUAGCUAAUAAGCCCGUGGAUAUUGAGGUUCCGCAAGCGGUACUUCCUGAUACUGUAUUUGAAGCAGUUGUUCGAAUUCCUUAUGAUAUGCAAGUUAAACAAGUUCUUGCUAAUGGUAAAAGGGGAGGUUUGAAUGUGGGGGCUGUUCUUAUUUUACCUGAGGGAUUUGAAUUAGCGCCUCCCGAUCGUAUUUCGCCCGAGAUGAAAGAAAAGAUAGGCAAUCUGUCUUUUCAGAGCUAUCGCCCCAAUAAAAAAAAUAUUCUUGUGAUAGGUCCUGUUUCUGGUCAGAAAUAUAGUGAAGUCACCUUUCCUAUUCUUUCCCCGGACCCCGCUACUAAUAAAGAUGUUCACUUCUUAAAAUAUCCCAUAUAUGUAGGCGGGAACAGAGGAAGGGGUCAGAUUUAUCCCGAUGGGAGCAAGAGUAACAAUACAGUUUAUAAUGCUACAGCGGCUGGUGUAGUAAGUAAAAUCAUACGAAAAGAAAAAGGGGGGUACGAAAUAACCAUAUCGGAUGCGUCAGAUGAACGUCAAGUGGUUGAUAUUAUUCCACCAGGGCCAGAACUUCUUGUUUCCGAAGGCGAAUCUAUCAAACUUGAUCAGCCAUUAACGAGUAAUCCUAAUGUGGGUGGAUUUGGUCAAGGAGAUGCGGAAAUAGUACUUCAAGAUCCAUUCCGUGUCCAAGGCCUUUUGUUCUUCUUGGCAUCUGUUAUUUUGGCACAAAUAUUUUUGGUUCUUAAGAAGAAACAGUUUGAGAAGGUUCAAUUGUCCGAAAUGAAUUUCUAGAUUCGCGGAUUUCCAAUAUCAAAUUCGUAAAAAGAAUCCAAUUUUUGUUUUGACAAUUCAAUUAUAUUAUGUAUGAUUAAAAAUUAUGAAAAGCUUUUUGCUUGUUUCUAUUCCAGAUGUCGAUAUCGGGAAUUAUUUGUACCGCAUUACUAGUCAUAGUAUGUAUAUUGUGAAAAAGAUUAUUUUACUUUAUCCCUUCUUUUUUUUAAGCCAAAUUCGAGCGGUGUCACUAGGUCACUCUUGUGAGAUUGAAAUGUCAUAGAAUGGAUCAAUCGUUUUCUAUUCUAAUAGAAUAAAUCAAAUCGAAAAUUUCACUGGAUACUAAACAUAAAAUAAGUAAGUGGAGAAUAGAAAACAAAGAAUUAUUCGCCUUCUUCUUCUUAGUCUUUUCUUUGACACAAGAAAGGAAUUUUCUGCAUUCCUUUCUUGUGUCAAAGAAAACCGGUUUUUGAUCCCGUUAGUAAAAAAUUACUAUCUUUAGUUUAUAUUUUUUCCAGGUUUAUCAGAACCCCUACUUUAUAUUUAUUACGUAUACAUAUAUAAAGUAGUGAACAAACAAAAAAUAGAGGGAAAUUUUUUGAUAAAAUAGAACUUAUUCUAAUGAACUUAGAAAAAAAUUCAACUUUGAUGAGAUACUAAAUAGAGUAGAGUAAGGAUCUAUUCGAAAAGGAUUUGCUUUGGAUAAUAUCUGAUUGAUAGAAAUAUAUAUUGUAAUUGUGUCAUUCAGGAAAAUCAAAUCGAGCGAUUCCUUCUUUCUUCGAACUUUGAAAGAUAGAUAAGAUACUAUCAGCGAAUAAGAGAUGUUCUAAAUCAAUUAAUGAAAUUUUCAAAAACAUUAUCAGAAAAAAAAUGAAAUGAAGUUUUUUUUUUUUCAAAAUCGGGAAAAGUUAUUUAUUUUUUAUUUAGACUAAGAAAAUAUUAUGAAAGCUUAA
Messenger RNA from Eucalyptus grandis, 3649 nucleotides. RefSeq names its product cytochrome f. The record is from RefSeq and is a predicted model, not a curated record. Lineage: Eukaryota; Viridiplantae; Streptophyta; Magnoliopsida; Myrtales; Myrtaceae. The transcript has a single exon. Gene Ontology annotation, biological process: photosynthesis. The coding region runs from base 1755 to 2717 and encodes 320 amino acids. Gene Ontology annotation, cellular component: chloroplast; thylakoid membrane. Gene Ontology annotation, molecular function: heme binding; electron transfer activity; iron ion binding.